This is a messenger RNA of Pseudonaja textilis, 741 nucleotides long. The record is from RefSeq and is a predicted model, not a curated record. Lineage: Eukaryota; Metazoa; Chordata; Lepidosauria; Squamata; Elapidae.
AUAGAUUAUGAAAAAUUGAUCCAGUUAUUAACACUCCAGGCAUCGAGCCAAAUGCAACAUAUACUUCCUGAGAAGAAUCAAAAUAAAAAGAAUCCAAGCUCUUGGACACCAGAAAAUACAUUUCUGGCACUGAAGCAGAUACUAAAAGAACACAAUGGACAGCUGGAUUUUGAAAAAUUAACACAGAGUUUUCUGCAAGAAGACCAGAUUUGCUCAGGCCUUUUUUCAUUUUCUGAGGUAGAGAAUAUUUGCCAAAAACACGGACUAAUUCUACAUCCUGGGAUGAUGGAAACUUUGGCCAAUUUAUGUGACUUUGGUAGAAGAGGCAGAAUGCAAUGGAAACCAUUUGUAGAGUUGCUGAAGAAAGUCCAAACUGGAAUGAACCCUGCUUUGCUUGUUUGUAAAAGAAGAAAUGAGGAGAAAGCUGAAGAUAAUUCUCAGAUUAAAGAACCGUAUAAACUUCAAACUGCUAAUCCAUGGAAUUCAUAUGAUGUCAGUGACUCUGAAGCCCAAGAGGCCUGGAUAGACCGGUUCAGAAAAAUGGAGAAAGCCCUUUAUUUAUCUGAUGUCAAAAACACAGGCAAGCUGGAAAAAGAAAAAGCCAAGCGUUUGAUUCAUAACUACAAUCAAAUUUAUGACCUGUGCCUCAGUCCUCUAAAAAUUGAUAAAGCAUUUCGGCCUUUUCAUUAUCACCAAGACAUGCCACUGGAACCCUUACUACAAUAUUUAAAGGAGCUGUAA